This is a messenger RNA of Prunus armeniaca (apricot), 375 nucleotides long. The record is from the annotation of a GenBank genome assembly. NCBI's taxonomy places the organism in Eukaryota, Viridiplantae, Streptophyta, Magnoliopsida, Rosales, Rosaceae.
AUGUCCCAAGCUGAAGUGUCCUAUAGUUGUGGGUCUUGUGCAUACCCUCUGAACUUGUCAUCUUCAAAUCGUUUGACAUCUGGUUCUGGCAUUGGCUCUGAGUAUCAAAAGUCCGUCAAGAAAGGUUUUAUUUCAUUCCUCACAGUUGAUCUUAGUCGGUUCACGCAGGUUGAUGAGGUAAACUGUUUUCCUGUCUCUUGGGGUCGUUAUCGUUCAAAGACUAAACUCCUCUGCCGUAAAUGUGGGGUUCAUAUUGGUUAUGGUUAUGGAGACUCUUCUGCUCUUUGUGGUUUUGACUCUCCCAACUCAUCUACUUCAGCUUACAGAAAGUUCACUGUAAAAAUACGAGCUCUACAGCCUUCUGAAGAGUGCUAA